GGGCUGGCGGGGCUUUGUCAGUGAGGCGGCCACAGAAGCAGCAGCAGCAGCAGCUAUCCUGCGCGGCGGGCGAGCGGGCUCCGGCUCCUUCUCUCCUCGACAGCGGCCGGUUCUUUCCCCAAGUCCCGCAGGGUGCGACUGGGUACACACGACCCGCCCGUCGUCGUCCCCCCAACACCGGCUGCCGCGCAGGGUAGGAGAGGCUGCUGCUGCUGAAGAACAAGAAGCCGCCACCGCCGCAGUCUGAGUUUUCACUGAAAAUCACUUUGGUGGUAUAACAACAUCAAGCAAGAUGAAUGACUUCAGUGGUGAGGAAUUCAAUUUUUCUUUCCUUGACGAAGGCUUUACUGCAAAGGAUAUCCUAGACCAAAAAAUAAAUGAAGUUUCUUCCUCGGAUGAUAAAGAUGCAUUCUAUGUUGCUGACCUUGGGGAUGUUCUCAAAAAACAUUUGCGGUGGUACAAGGCCCUCCCUAGGGUAUCUCCUUUCUAUGCCGUCAAAUGUAAUGAUAGCAUAGCUCUAGUGAAAACUCUGGCUGCUCUUGGGGCAGGAUUUGAUUGUGCCAGUAAAACUGAAAUACAGCUGGUCCAGAGUGCUGGUGUGCCUCCAGAGCGUAUAAUAUAUGCAAAUCCAUGCAAGCAAGUCUCUCAAAUUAAGCAUGCUGCAAACAAUGGUGUGCAGAUGAUGACAUUUGAUAGUGAAGUUGAGCUGAUGAAAGUUGCAAGAGCCCAUCCAAAAGCAAAGCUGGUCUUGCGCAUUGCAACAGAUGAUUCAAAGGCAGUUUGUCGCCUAAGUGUUAAGUUUGGAGCUACACUAAAAACCAGCAGGUUGCUGCUUGAACGAGCAAAAGAACUUGAUAUCGACAUAAUUGGAGUGAGUUUCCAUGUUGGAAGUGGCUGUACAGAUCCUGAGACGUUUGUGCAAGCUAUUUCUGAUGCCCGUUGUGUCUUUGAUAUGGGAGUUGAGCUUGGUUUCAACAUGUACCUGCUUGAUAUUGGUGGUGGUUUCCCUGGCUCCGAAGAUGUGAAACUUAAGUUUGAAGAGAUAACUAACGUAAUCAAUCCUGCCUUGGACAAGUAUUUUCCUUCUGAUUCUGGAGUGAGAAUUAUUGCAGAGCCUGGCAGAUACUAUGUUGCAUCAGCUUUUACGCUUGCUGUUAAUAUCAUUGCAAAGAAAGUAGUAAUAAAAGAACACACCGGAUCAGAUGAUGAAGAAGAACCAAAUGACAAAACUCUUAUGUACUAUGUAAAUGAUGGGGUUUAUGGCUCUUUUAACUGCAUCCUGUAUGAUCAUGCACAUGUCAAACCAGUUUUGCAAAAGAGACCUAAGCCAGAUGAGAGGUACUAUUCCUGCAGCAUAUGGGGACCAACCUGUGAUGGCCUAGAUCGCAUUGUUGAGCGCUGUGGCUUGCCAGAGUUGCAGGUUGGGGACUGGAUGUUGUUUGAAAACAUGGGUGCCUACACAGUGGCAGCUGCUUCUACUUUCAAUGGAUUCCAGAGGCCAACAAUACACUAUGUAAUGUCAAGACCAGCAUGGCAAUUGAUGCAGCGGAUAAAGGAGCAAGGUUUUCAAGCUGAAGUGGAAGAGCAAGAUGUCACUUUGCCACUCUCAUGUGCCUGGGAAAGUGGGAUUGAACACUAUCCAGGAGCUUGUGCUUCAGCUAGCAUUAAUGUAUAGAUACAGUUUUGGCUAACAUGCAAGUUUAGGAAUGGAUUUUUAGGGCUUUUGGGACCAUUAACUUAAUUCUUGCUAGAAUUUUUAAAUGUUUUUGAAUGGCUAGGGUGGCGUAAAUGUAACUGAAUAGACAACUAGGAGACGGGGAGGUCACAUUUAUCUGUGUUCCUAUGGAAACUAUUUGAAUAUUGUUUUAUAUGGAUUUUUAUUCACUUCUCAAGUAUACUACUAAAACUGAUCCUUUCUGUCUGUCAAGCAUUGUAGCUUGCAUAUCUGGCAGAAUGGUCUGGACGUAGUAUUGUGACCUGACUGUUUUACAAUAAAGUCUAUUGAAAUAAC
Molecule: messenger RNA, 2011 nt
Organism: Lacerta agilis (Sand lizard)
Lineage: Eukaryota; Metazoa; Chordata; Lepidosauria; Squamata; Lacertidae
Gene: ODC1
Product: ornithine decarboxylase 1
Exons: 11
Coding region: 293-1675 (460 amino acids)
Cellular component (GO): cytoplasm
Molecular function (GO): ornithine decarboxylase activity
Source: RefSeq, a predicted model, not a curated record